GGGCUACCUCGACGAUGUCACUCUUGCUGGUACGGUUUCGAAAGUAAUUGCCGCUAUACAACGCAUUGAAGAAAGGGGAAUUGCGAUGGGGCUGGAGCUGAAUUUUAGCAAGUGUGAGUUUUAUGUCCUAAACCCAUCAGCGAAAGCGGGUAAACAACUACUGGAACUAUGGCCCGACAUGGUACGGUUAAGUGAUGAUAACUUUUCUCUACUCGGCGCGGCUCUUAAGCCGGCCGGCUGCGAGAAAUUUCUAACUGAAAAGAAAGAACAGCUGAGCAAGUUUGUACAGCGACUCUCGAAACUGCCAUCCCACUACAGCCUUUUUCUGCUAAAAAACUGUCUCAGUAUACCGAAAGUUUUAUUCGGCUUACGGACUUCCCGAUGCUACGAAUUCCCGGCACUACUCCGAGAUUACGAUGAAUUGCUACGUAAGGGCGUGCAGCAGUUAUCUAAUGUGAGCAUAUCCGAAGCUCAGUGGAUGCAGAUGGCAUUACCGGUUCGGCGUGGUGGACUGGGAACGCGACGCAUUGAGUCACUAGCUGUGUGUGCCUUUCUGGCAUCGGUGUACUCUGUGCAGUCUCUUGUUUCUAGGUUUUACACGCCGGCUGGCGAGUGUCUGACGCAAUCGGCUUUAGAGUGCUGGCUAACGAACACCAAAUGUAUGCUGCCAGAAGAAUGCGAACGAAGGUGUCAGUAUGUUUGGGACACGCCGAUGAUUGACCGAGAUGUGUCGACGCUAAUGUUGUCAACGGUCGGCGAUGAGCGUAGGAGAGCAGUGCUAUUAGCAGCGUUCAGUAGAGAUUCAGGAGCAUGGUUAAACGCGCUGCCGGCGCCAUGUCUUGGGACAUUUUUACGAGAUGAAGAAGUAAGAACUGGAGUGGCCUUGCGUUUUGGCUUACCAGCAGUUAUUGCACAUAACUGCGUCGCCUGUGGAAAAGCUGUAGAAAUAAACGGCCAUCAUGGACUCUCCUGCAAUAAAUCAACAAAAGGACGCUGGGCGCGACACAGAGAAAUGAACAGCAUCGCUAAAAGUUGCUGCGAAAGUUCAGGUUUUCCGUGUCAGUUGGAACCUGUGGGCUUAUCAAACGACGGGACAAGACCUGAUGGUAUGACGCUGAUUCCUGUCCGGCAAGGAAUGCCAAUAGUGUGGGAUGCGACAAGUUGGUGCACUGUGGCCGAUUCUCAUGUCCACGGGAGCUCGAAGAAGGCUGGCAGUGUGGCCCACCUAGCAGAAAGCGCGAAGCGACGGAAGUACGCAAGUUUAGAAAACCGAUACUCCUUCUAUCCUUUAGUGGUUGAAACGUUUGGCGUUUUCGGUCCAGCUUUAAGCGAAUUGUUGCACUUUAUGGGCCGAAAAAUUCCUCAAACGAUAGAUCUCGACGAGUACUUCAACAAGGACUCACCGUGA
Molecule: messenger RNA, 1408 nt
Organism: Paramacrobiotus metropolitanus
Lineage: Eukaryota; Metazoa; Tardigrada; Eutardigrada; Parachela; Macrobiotidae
Exons: 2
Coding region: 86-1408 (440 amino acids)
Source: RefSeq, a predicted model, not a curated record